Etheostoma spectabile (orangethroat darter) is the source of this 2033-nucleotide messenger RNA. RefSeq names its product neogenin. Gene Ontology annotation, cellular component: external side of plasma membrane. Gene Ontology annotation, molecular function: transmembrane signaling receptor activity. NCBI's taxonomy places the organism in Eukaryota, Metazoa, Chordata, Actinopteri, Perciformes, Percidae. The record is from RefSeq and is a predicted model, not a curated record. The transcript has 9 exons. Gene Ontology annotation, biological process: cell surface receptor signaling pathway; immune response. The coding region runs from base 524 to 1768 and encodes 414 amino acids.
CGGGGGGAUAAUGAAGCAGAGCUAGUUACCUGCGAAAGCACAGAGUACGCACAAGUUAGAAAUUCACAGGAAAUGCACUGUGGUUUGGCUUCAAAAAGUUCAAAGAGCAGCGCGAAGCCAAACUAGACUAAGGGUGUUUUACUACAGUAUAUUUAAAAAAAAAUUAUAUUAUGAUUACAAUGAGCAAUUUUCGCUUUCUCUUGGGGCUUGUAUUGUUCAUAAAAAACUGUCUGAUGGCUCCGCCUGAUAACUGCCUGACAGGGGAAGGAAAUGUCUCCACCAAGAUGACCAUCUGUGUCCAUGGUUGUUGUGCUGUGAUAGUCAGUCGAAUCUGCGAGAAAGAAAAGAGAGACCACUAUUUUCUGUCUUCUAGCUUCAAAAAUGAAAAAAAAACAACUAACAAUGGACUUCUAAAUUCUCAUUUCAUGUAGUGGAAAUCACAAAAUCGUAACUAUUGUCAUUUUAUUUUAUUUUUAUAAAUAAAUUGCAGAGGAGCUACCCAUCAUUUUGGACAUUUGACAGAAUGAACACCAUCCUUAUCUCCUCACUGCUGGGUGUAGCUGCAUUUGUUCUCCAAGUUGCUACAUCUAAAGAGACUCUAAAGGCCAGUGUGUCUGUGUGGCCUCCGGGGUCGAACAUCUACCUCGGUGAGUACGUGUUGCUGCAGUGCUCCGUGGAGUCAAACUCCAGUUUUGCGUGGAGCUACCAGUGGUUAAAGCACAAACCCCGCGCCGCUCUUGCCUCGACCUCCAAUCCCAGGCACCUGGUCUCAGGUGACAGCUACUCCAUCACCACGGUAACGAGAGAGGACGCGGGCAGCUACCGGUGCCAAGCCGAGCGGUGGGAGAGCAACCGCAGCUCUGUGGUGCUCUUCAGCCAGCCGGCCACACUCAGUGUGUCAGAGCUGCCUCCUCCCUCACUCCUGACUCUGACUCCCAGCACCAGGCAGCUCUUCAGUGGGGAGAGUUUCACUGUGAAGUGCCACGGCUCUCAGACCAACUCCUCGAGCUGGAUCCUGAGGCGGUUCCCCGAGGGCCGUGGAGUGAAGAACACGGUCUCACAUACUGACCGAUGUUCACCACUCGGGGGUGCUGUAAGCGCAGGCACGUCUGACACGUGUGUGUUCACUGCUGCCAGCGGGAACAGUGGACUGUACUGGUGUGAGGGCGGCGAGGGCCGCAGCAACGCAGUCCACAUCACAGUAAGCGAUGGGGCCAUCAUCUUGAAGACCCCUUCCUUCCCUGUAUUUGAGGGUGAUAACGUGGUCUUGUAUUGCCAGUACAAGACCAGCAAUCACAGUGAAAUAACCUUCUUUAAAGAUGGAGCAGAGAUCGUCACUUCCAGCUCCUCCGGUUCAGACCGAGUAACAAAGAUGACUUUAGAGAAUGUGACACAGGAAGAUGAAGGCUUCUACAAGUGUGCGUCCCAGGACAGAAAGCUGGAGAGUCCAGAGAGCUGGUUAUCAGUGAGACCUGAUCGAGGCAACUUCACAUCAACGGAUUGGACAGCCAACUCCAUUAGUGGCUCCUGGAAAUGGAUCGUUCCAUGUGCAGUUGUACCUCUGCUCCUCAUCCUUGUAACUGUUUGGCUAGUACGUCACUACAGUUACCAGACGCUUGGCACCCGUAGGUGCUGGUCAUUUUCCAAAGAGGAGCUUCCAGCAGUGGAGAGUCCUGCGACCAAACAGGACGUGACAGAAGUACAGUGGGACCUGUCCUGGAUGGAGAUGUCCAGUCUGUUGGAUAAACAGUUAUAUCCUGGCACUUAAAGGAGACUCACUCUUACCUGGAGCAUAGAGAAAAUAUUGAGAGCUAUCAGGUACUCCAGUCAGUCACUGAUGUAGUAGUGAUUGAAGGUCACAUGUCAACACAGUCCAAGCUUAAGGGGUUCAGCGACAUUCAGCAUGUAUAUUAAAGUGCUCAUUUUCAGGUUCAUAAUUGUAUUUAGAGAUUGUACCAGAAUAAGUUUAUGUGGUUUCAUUUUCAAAGAACAUAUUUUUGUUGUACUGCACAUUGCUGCAGCUCCUCUUUUCC